AUGAACCAAAAUUUUUGCAUUGUGGUCCUAUUAGGCUUGCCUGCUAGUGGAAAGAGCUGGUUAGCAAACAAAUUAUGUAGUUUUUUGUCUGAAAAUGAUUGUGUUGUGAAGUGUGCAGCUUAUGAUAACAUUGUGAGUUUAGAAGAGCAGGCCAAAAUUGCUCUUUCUUCAACUAGUGAAUUGACAAAACAUUAUCGUCGCGAGAUGAAAGAAACCGUGGAAUCUAUUUUGGCAACACCUAAUUCGUCCCAAAAGAACGUGAUGAUUGUGGACGAUAACAACUAUUAUCGAAGCAUGCGGUAUGAAUAUCAUCAGCUAGCUGCUAAGUUCAACACGGGUUACCUUCAAAUCUACGUAAGGUGCGAAGUCGCUAACGCCUUAUUCCAAAACAGCAAUCGCCCACAAAGCAAUCGUGUUCCCGACUGUGUAAUUGUUCAGAUGGAUACCAGACUUGAAUUACCGUGUGAAUCAUGGGAAAACUCGCUGACAAUCGACUCAGCCGACUUAAAUAAUCCAUCAAUGAUGAGCAAGAUAUGGGUCCGCAUACAGGAAGCUAUCAGUAAUCCUGUCUCAACAAUCAAGAGGCUCGAAGAGAAGAAACUCGUAGCCGAGCAAAGCAAAUUAUGCAACAAUCAUAAUGUCGUUCACAAUAUCGACAAAGCUCUAAGAAAACAAAUAAGUCAGUACAUACGCGAACACAAAGAAAAAAAUAGUGCUCGUGUAUUGGCGGCACAGCUUAACGACAUUCGACAGUCCGUCAUGGAAGAUGCCAAAAGAGGAAUCAUAGUACCCCCUGCAGACAUCCUGAAAGCAGAUGAAUCCAUCGACAUGCCUAAACUUGAAACUUGGGUUACCACGAUUUUCCUCCAAAGGUGUUCAUCACAGCAUGGACAUGACUUGGUCAUACUAGAAUGAAUAUACUGGUCAAAAUCGCUGGUUGAUUAAUAAACAGCAAUACGAUCA
Molecule: messenger RNA, 963 nt
Organism: Daphnia magna
Lineage: Eukaryota; Metazoa; Arthropoda; Branchiopoda; Diplostraca; Daphniidae
Gene: Pstk
Product: L-seryl-tRNA(Sec) kinase
Exons: 1
Coding region: 1-915 (304 amino acids)
Molecular function (GO): kinase activity; tRNA binding
Source: RefSeq, a predicted model, not a curated record